This is a messenger RNA of Miscanthus lutarioriparius, 438 nucleotides long. The record is from the annotation of a GenBank genome assembly. NCBI's taxonomy places the organism in Eukaryota, Viridiplantae, Streptophyta, Magnoliopsida, Poales, Poaceae.
AUGGCUGGCGGUUCGCUCGCGCCAGGCCAGACUGGUGGAGCCCCGCCCGACCAGCGCAAGUGCAAGGCUCCGGCCCCCGCUGCAGCCGCGGAGGACGAGGCGGAGGUGGAGGAGCUGGAGAGCGAGGUAGCCGAUCUGGACCGCCGCACCCUCGAGCACCUCCGCCGCACCGCCACGCGCCUCCCCGACGCUGCCUUCUCCCGCCUCGCCGCGCUCCGCCCUCCCGCACGCCUCGAAGUUCCAGUUGUCUCGGAAACAUCAGUCGCUGAAGAUGACCAAGAGCUUGAGAAAGUAAAGAUCCUCAAAUCCAAGAUCAAAGCUAAUAUUGCGGAUUUGCCCAAGGUGCAGAAAAAGUGUAUAUUUGUAAUCCAUAGUAACUCAUUUCAUCACGCAGACAGCAAGAACCUUUUCUCCCCUAGCUUCACCCUUGACCCUUGA